Messenger RNA from Hordeum vulgare subsp. vulgare (domesticated barley), 1127 nucleotides. Its product is annotated as protein LURP-one-related 5-like. The record is from RefSeq and is a predicted model, not a curated record. The transcript has 2 exons. Lineage: Eukaryota; Viridiplantae; Streptophyta; Magnoliopsida; Poales; Poaceae. Bases 274 to 933 code for a protein of 219 amino acids.
AAUAAACAAGCCAUUAUCUCAUGCGAUGGUCCCAAGGAAUCAGCAGUAUCCAUUAAUUUACCAAAUAAAAAAUGCGUAACUAAACCAAAGUACACUCUUUGAUCUCAAAAAUAAUUUUAUGCAUGAAUAAAUCUCGUAUGAAAAAGAUCGCGCAAUCCAGAGUCAAAACAGUGUCGCAUCCAUGCAGACGCACCGGAGUCCAGACAGGCUUAUAAAGAACAGCAGCACGCGCAGGCGCGCACGUCGUCGGAGCUAGCUUGGCAACGACCGACCAUGGUGAUGGCUCAGGCGGAGCCGGAGGAGACCCCGAGAUCCCAGCAGAGGCCGUCGGCGGGCGGUGGCCCCGUCGCCGGCGAGCCGUCCCAGCCCGCGCCGGCGACGCCUAGGCGGCUGACGGUGUGGUGCAAGUCGCUGGUGUUCGGCGGCGACGGCUACGCGGUGUUCGACGAUGCGGACGGGCGGAUGGUGUUCCGCGUGGACAACUACGGCGUCGGCCCGGGAAGCAUGGCCCUCAUGGACCACGCCGGCCGCGUCCUCCUCACCGUCCGCCGCCGCCAACGCAAGAUGCUGAGCUUGAUGCCGGAGACAUGGGAGGUGUACAAUGGCGACGUCGACGACGACGGCCACGGUGAGCGGUGUCUCAUGAUCAGAGCCACCAAGGACGUGUGCAGCUCCAGCUGCACCGCCUCCGUGCUUGCUGUGGACGAACCAGAACGGUACCUCAUGAGAUGGUCCCGGCGGGAGGAGUGGUCGAGGAUCUACCGACGCAGCUCAACCGGCAACGAGACGCUCAUCGCCGAGGUGCGGCGGAAAAGAGGGGGGCCGGAGAAGGCGACAUUGCUGGGCAAGGACGUGCUGUCGCUCGUUGUGCAGCCAGGGAUGGACCUUGCCAUCACCAUGUCCAUGCUCAUGAUCUCCAACUCGUACCGAUGACUUGACCUGUCCAAUUCACCAGGCCAGCAAAUGUCCAUGCAUAUAGAAGCUUCUAGAACAUUCUGAAGGCUGUCGAAGAAGCACACCGGUGUAUACCUCUUGUAAAUCCCCAUAUUCUUUGGCAUUCAUUUCAUUGUUGCAUUCAUCCUGCCAGAACAGUUGCAAUGUUGUCAUAUCCUUGCAGUGUUGCUGAA